Messenger RNA from Microdochium trichocladiopsis, 1712 nucleotides. RefSeq lists its product as uncharacterized. The record is from RefSeq and is a predicted model, not a curated record. The transcript has 3 exons. NCBI's taxonomy places the organism in Eukaryota, Fungi, Ascomycota, Sordariomycetes, Xylariales, Microdochiaceae. The coding region runs from base 241 to 1620 and encodes 459 amino acids.
CUGUCGGACAUGGACCCCAACGGGCUGAGGCAAGCUUUGUAUAGUCUGCGCAUCCAGGGUCCCCGCGAGAUCUCCCUUCUUGUGUGGUCAGCGCCACACACACGGACGAUGCAGACCACGGAUGGGCUUUGCCGGCGGGUAUUAGAUCUGAGGCGACAUGUCUACACGUCGUCUUGGCUGCUUUGAAAAUUUCCAACUUUCUUCCCGCUGGCUCAACUCCACCAGGAACCAAGUAAUGCAAUGAUGUUCCCCUCGAGAUUUCUGCUGCCGACAGUCGUGGCCUAUGCCACCUCUGCUCAAGGGUUUGACCUCGGCGCAUUGUUCGCACGGCAGACCAAUGUGCCACGCCGUACCGCGGGCCUGCCACCCGAUGCUCAGAUCACGCCGGGGCCGAGCGUGGCACCAGAGCUGCUCAGACGGGACUCGUACUGGACAGCGCUUGUUGCACCAGACAAUACCUGUGGCUUCCUCAACGGAGAGAAUGACAACCCCUGGAUGUGCGGCAACUCGGCAUACUCAUGCGCCAUCAUCACGACCUCGUCGCCGCCCUUUGGCCGCCUGGGUUGCUGCAGCAGCGGCGUCUGCGGGAUCAAGGCGGACUGCGUCAACGGGGGCGCCGGGCUGAGCACGCGCUGCGGCGCGGCGUGCCAGAGCGACACGGAGACGGUCAAGUGCACCGGCGGCGCGAGCACGCUCUGCGGCAGCGUCGACUUUGGCAACGGCGUGCACGACUUUUUCUGCGCGACGUCGGGCGACAGGACCUUUGUCACGGCGAGCACCACGUACUUUGGCCAGCUCGGCCGGUUCUUCAGCACGUCGUCCUACGCGGCCGACUUCAACGCCACGGGGGCGGCGGGCCAGACGUCGACAACAGCAAGUAGUGUCUCGACGUCCUCCUCCCGCGGCCCGACUUCGACUCCGACGACUCCGACGACGACGCCGGCCGUUUCCUCCACUCCUGACACGAACCUCGUCACCGUGACGCCAUCGCCCACGCCCACGCCGGCACCAGUCAACAACGGCUCCUCGUCCACCAACACGGGCGCCAUAGCAGGCGGUGUAGUCGGCGGCGUGGCCGUCCUCGCGCUCGUCGGGUUGGCCGUGUGGCUCGUCCGGCGCAGGGACAAGAAGAGAAAUGGUAACAACAACAACAACAUCGACAACGGCGGCCAUAAUGCGCCGUCUGCGUAUGGUCAGCACCCCGGUGGUGGAGGAGGCCCGCAGCCGCCUCCGCAGCAAUGGCAGCAGCAGCAGUGGCAGCAUCCGCAGCACCCGGAAAUGUCCGCCGUGGUUGAGCACCAUCCCGGCGGCGGCGUUGGUGGCUGGGGGGCGGCGAACGAGCUCGGUGCGCAGAACAAGCCCACGCCAUACCACAAGGAGCUCGAAGCAUCACCCACGGGCACAACAGACCCGGGAACCGUCUCAGUCGCGCCCUACACCAGCGUCCACGAGGUGCCCUCGCCCUAUAGACCCGACGAGGCUGCUACUGGCGCUGGCUCGCCUUGGGCUCCUCCUCCUCCUGCUCCCCCUCCGGCGGUGGCUUCCGAGGCCGGAGGCGACGCGGUGGGCGUGUAUGGUCGGCAGGAACAUCAUCGGGGCCAGUUUCAUGAGCUGAGUUGAUGGAAAGGGAUUUUGAGAGUUGAGCAAAAGACCGGGGAAUGAGAGAAGGGAGAGGGGCGGGGUAUGGGCCGCAGGCACUGUCACUUUCCCAG